ACCCAAACUCAAAAGAGAAAUAGUAGUAGUAAGUAAAGCAGUGAGAUGAGAUGAGUAGGUAGGUGAAGGAAGCAGUCAUGGAGUUCAGAGCAAGGGAUUACAUUGUCGACCAAACAACUCAGUCAUUACAUCGCGUUCGAGCAGAAUUUCAUCCUCUCGCUACCCGCCCUUCGUUCAAUCAGGUAGAUGCUGUGAUUAAAGAGAAUAUCGAGUUUUAUGAUCCAUUGAGAAGCUCUAUUGGAGGAAAUGCAGAAGAAUUUGUUAGGGAUGAAGAGGGCGUUCAUGAUAUUGAUGAUGCAAGAGGGAUCUCAAGCAAAGACGAACUUCAAUUGUCGGCUAAAGAAUGGUCUUCUUUCAAGAGAUCCUUGGCACAACGAUUUUCAGUCUUAAAGAUGGUCUCUAUUUCGUCAAUGCAUGAUGUAAUAGUAAAAGAUGUCAAGGUUCAUGAGAAACCAUCAACAAGCCUGCAUCUAGAUGAAUUGAAUGAUCCUGAAAAGUUUGCUGAGAAUGAUGUCAAAGUCAUUACACGGCAAGAGUAUGUAUCCCGAUUGCGUGAACUGAAAGAUGAAAUUCGUCGCGCAUGGCAGGCUGAUGAGCGCGUAACAUCCCUGAAGCUAUCUAUCAAGGUUGCUAGACUUCUGAUGGACACAUCUGUUUCACAAUUCUAUCCUGCCCUUUUUGUUUUAGUUACGGAAAUACUGGAUAUGGUUGGAGACAUGGUGUGGGAGCGCAUUAAAAGGAGGGCGGAAUUUUCGGAUGAUGGAACUAUAAUAUGUUGUUUGCAAGAUAACUUUGUUUCCAGUGAUAUUCGUUCUGAAGCUAAGGAAACCUGUUAUAACUGGUUUUGCAAAAUUGGUUCCAUCCGCGAGCUUCUUCCACGCAUUUAUUUGGAGCUGGCGAUACUGCACUGUUGGCGUUUCCAGCGUGACCAACCGUGGCAGAAUCUUGAACGCCUGGUCAUGAUGACGAGGGGAAUAGCGGAUCCUCUGGCAUCUGCAUAUUGUCGCCUAUAUAUAGCUCGCUGUGCUCAAAAAUUGCUUCCAAGUGAUAAAGGAUACCUCAUCACUUGCAUUAGCGACAUCAAUCUUGUAUUGACCCGUAUUGUUUCGGAGAAAGAACCCACACCCAGUAAUUCUCUGGAAAACAAAAAUUUGCUCAUCAACCUGGUGGAACCUACCAUUGAGUGGAUUACGAGAUGCAUUCUUAAGGAUGCUCAUCAGAAGAAGCAGGCUUAUAAUAUACUGAAGGAGCUUGGGGUAGUUAGGAACAUAAAGAAGAUGAUUGGUAAUGUCCCUUGUACCUCAAUUGUGCUUCAUUAUAUCCUCAAGGAACUUCCUGUGGAGAGCGUUUGCUCCCAUGCGGUAGAGAUCGUGAAGCUUAUCGAGUCCAACAAGGAUAUUUCGCUUGAUCAGUAUAUGAACUACAGGUUACUUGGUUUAAGGCUCUGCGAGAAGAGGCCUCCAAUCGAUUUUGUCAGUGCAGUACUGGGUAAUGUUUUUCAGGUGUCAACUCUAUCCAGCAGCCUUGAUCAGUACUUGAAGGUUGUGGAUGGUUACAUAGAUCUCGUCUUUCAGCACCAGAUGGAUAAUUUUUUAGCCAUCAUCUUAGAUGGUAUUUUCAUUCGAGCAGCCAAUCAGGUUGUUGUGGAAAGUGAACUGAGCAGUCUGCAGUCCAUUUUCGUAAAACUUCUUGCUCAUGUCAAGAAACUGGAAGAUGCAUUUGCUCUGAAUCACUUUGUUGAGAUCGUAGAUGUUGUGAUGCACGGGGGUUCAAGAGAUGUUGUCUAUAUGCAUAUCCUUGGUAAAGCAAUAAAGAGCGGUAAUAUUCAUGAUCCAGCAACCAUACGGGUACUUUUUGAAUUUUCUCAGACUCUUCACCAAGGUUUAGAUUUUGCAAACAUCAAAGACGAUCAGCAGCAACAGUCAGCUCAUCUCAUUUCUCGUUUUAUCCAGAUGGUCGAUUAUGGGACAGCAUUGGAACGCCAUUUAGAAUUUUUAGUUGAAUGUCGUGGAGCUUUUGGUAGGAUCAAUGAGCUUAAGGAAACUCUUGUCCAUGCAAGCAAUAAUUUAGCGAUAAAAGCUAUCAAAGGUUCUAACAAACUUGUCAGUUUCAUCAAGUCCUGCAUUUCAUUUAGUGAAGUUACAAUACCGUCAGUGUCAGCUAGCGUCAAGCAGAUAAAUCUAUAUCUUGAGACAGCAGAGGUUGCUCUGCUAGGCGGCUUAUUUUCUCAUACAGAUGGACUUGUUGAUUCGGCAAUCAGUUGUUUCCAAAGUUUAGACCUAACUGAUGGGUCGCCGACUGAAAUGGAUGGGGCUCUUUCCAUAGUGCAGAAACUUUGCAGCCUCCUGAUCAUAAUUCCAGGAGAUAUCGGACACGGAGUUGCUUACUAUCCGAGAAGCAUACUGUCGCUAAUUAAUUCAAAGCAGUGGAUAACACCAAAGUUGAGGACAAGAGCUUUCUGCGCAAUAGUUUCUUUAUCUGCUACACUUUCUCAAAAUAAGCUCCCUUACCAUGUGAACAAUAAAGAGAUCAUGAGCAAUGACAAACUAUAUUUUGGAGAUCCGAGUUAUUACCAAGAAUUUAUAUCCGUUGCGACCUCAGUUGUUAAAAACAUAGUCAAUGAUGUCAAACAAGAACGACACGGGAUUACUCGAGGAAGUACAGCGCUAGAAGCUUGCAACUGCAUCUUAACAGCUUUCAAGGCAAGUAAUGAAAUAUCACAAAUCUGCUCCCAACUGAUUGAGAUUGCCAAGUCAUGCUUGAAUGCAAAUGAUAAAUAUCUGCGCUCGACAGUGAACUUAAUGCGUAAAAGCCCAAGUAGUUCAACUAGUUCACUCAUGAUAACUGGUUAAGAGACAUCGGUUUGCUUAUGAGAAGCAUGCAUUCAGGAUACGAAGAAGAGGAUUUGUAUAUUAAAAGGGAACACUUGAUAUUACAAAUAAUACUGUGUUUAAUUGCAAUUUAAUGUUGUAUACUAGUGUGUUUCACCUUUAUUUCCUUUUCAUCUUUUUGGGCCCUGUUGGGUCAAUAAAUGUAGAAAAAAGAAGGCCCCCUUCAAUUAGAUUAUUGUUUUCAUGUAGUUACCAGUAUCAAGUUGAACUUCAUUUC
This is a messenger RNA of Papaver somniferum (opium poppy), 3108 nucleotides long. Its product is annotated as UPF0505 protein-like. Lineage: Eukaryota; Viridiplantae; Streptophyta; Magnoliopsida; Ranunculales; Papaveraceae. The record is from RefSeq and is a predicted model, not a curated record. The transcript is spliced from 23 exons. Gene Ontology annotation, biological process: endocytic recycling. The coding region runs from base 78 to 2852 and encodes 924 amino acids. Gene Ontology annotation, cellular component: endosome.